AGUUGACUUGCCACCAGCUCUGCCACCAUCCUCAUGCAGCUGGUGGACCACGAUACAUUCCUGAGCAGAUUAUCGGAGUUGUUCGAGUCCACCAAAACCUCCGGAUCUGUAUGGCUCACGCAUAAACGGCUCACACAUGAUGGGGAGGACGCGACUAUGGGUGAGGCUGGGGCUGUUGGAGAUGACAGAGAGUAUCCCUGUCUGGUUAGGGUGACAAAUGGUGAUCAAACAUUCUCAACUCGGGUGGGACCCGGCCAACUUGACAAAUUCCAUUCUGCGUAUGGUGCCUUGCUGAAGUCAUCUAUGACCACACUCCGGAAACGAGACAAGCAGCGCGAGAAGCAGAAAGCGGACAAGUUGGCGAAACGGAAGCAACGAUUAGCCGAACCGAUCCCAAUCGAAGGGCCGAAGAGGGGAAAUGGCAGGAAGAAGAGGCAACGUCGAAUAAAAGCCGCCAUGAAGCAGGAACAGGCACGGAAAAAGGCAGAAGAGCGGGAAGAAGGCCGUUCGAAAGUCAAGACUCAAGUCGUUCCCUGAUGUGACAACUAGGAAGUUCGCUCCGUUGUAUACCUAGAGGUACUGGUACACUUAAUGCUCGCUACGUCCGGCUAUAUUGAAUAGCUUGCUUGUGGUGUUUCUUGUUUCUUCUGGGUCUCUGCUGGGCUUCAUAGACACCUUCGAAGGAGUGCAAUCUUCAUAUGUGCAUCUCAGUGGUGUAGUCUUAGUUCGACAGUGAUGUGAAACGUAGAGAUUUUAUGCAAGGUUAAGGUUAGCCGUC
Messenger RNA from Gloeophyllum trabeum ATCC 11539, 778 nucleotides. Its product is annotated as signal recognition particle, SRP9/SRP14 subunit. Gene Ontology annotation, biological process: SRP-dependent cotranslational protein targeting to membrane. The record is from RefSeq and is a predicted model, not a curated record. Gene Ontology annotation, cellular component: signal recognition particle, endoplasmic reticulum targeting. The transcript is spliced from 4 exons. Gene Ontology annotation, molecular function: 7S RNA binding; endoplasmic reticulum signal sequence receptor activity. Bases 34 to 537 code for a protein of 167 amino acids. Lineage: Eukaryota; Fungi; Basidiomycota; Agaricomycetes; Gloeophyllales; Gloeophyllaceae.